AUGGCCAGCGAUGGGCCGCUCGACCGCGCUUGGGGGGCCUUGGCUCGGGAUAGGGCACCCGUGCAGCAGAGCAAAAUCGUGAGAGCCGAGGCUUUUGCUGCACGAAGUGAUACGCUCGCGUGCAUCAACUCUUCCACAGGACUGAGCUUUCCAAACGCCGGGGAGCGAAUUCGUACUUGCGAGCUGCUUUCGCUUGCAGGCCCAUGUCGCAAUCGAGGAGCCAGAUGGGACGGCCGGGACCUCACGGAACAUGAGUUUCUUGAAAGUGUCGUCACCUACGCCUCGCUGCUGCGCUGCAGCGGAGCCUUGGCCGCGGCGCUGCGACAGGCGCGAGCUGCGCGGCUCCAAGGCGAUGGCGACGGGGGAAGUCGGGGCGAAGUUGGCGAUGGAGUGAAGUACCGACGGAAUUCUCAGGGAGUGGCCCGGUCGCCUUGUGGCUCCCACGCAAUCGACAUGCUGUCACCCUCGCCCUUGCAGCAAUGGAAGCCCCUUGGUAUCAUGAGACAGCGACGUUUUCUUUGCGUUGAAACCCGCGGCCUGGCAAAACCUGCUGCUGCGGUACUUGGCUUCCUUUCCAAGGCGGGUCAGGGCUACCUGCCUUGUGAUGAGAAGCUCCCCGCGAAGCGGGUGUCUCGCCCAACUGUUGCUCGGAAGUCUGUGGGCGGCUGCGCUGCACUCACCUCAUGCGGGUCGAUUGCUUGGCAGCCAGAGGCCAUGCUUCUGCCGCCGUGUGCGCAGGUGCUGGUGAUGCUGCGCACAGCUGGGGCCGGUCUGCUGGUGGCCUCGCGAAAACUAAUAGAGGCCAUAAGCUCUGAGCAAGUGGCCUUGAAGCGUCAACGCAGAAAGCCCGGAGCCGUGAGAAAAAGUGUCGGAGGAGAACACAAGAGCCCAAUCUUCCAGCUGACCGUGGAAGCUGAAGGCUUCGUCACGGCUGCUGAGCAGGGCAGCGCUGAGGCGUGGCUAGCCAGCUGCUUGAGCUUGAUCGCGAACCAGCCCGGUGUUGCUCACCUUCAAAGGGGCAUUUUGCCCAGGCAUGUCGAAGACGAGAGCGAUAGAACGCAGCAGCUGGCAUAUGUCAUCUUCACAUCAGGUUCAACUGGACAGCCGAAAGGGGUUGCUGUCUCCCACCGAUCCAUUGUUCAUUUGAUUGAAUGGGUAAACACGGUCUAUGAUAUCAAGGAGUCAGACGUGCUGCUGUUUGUGACUUCCAUCGGCUUCGACCUGUCCUGCUACGAUAUGUUUGGGACCCUGGCAGCCGGCGGCAGGAUACUUCUCGGAGCUUCCUCCCCGACUGAGCUGCAGCGGCAACUGCCAACGGCAAGCUUCUGGGACUCAGCACCUGCAGUGCUCCAGCUCCUGGAGCGUGUGGAAGACUUUCGAGACAUUCGCACGGUUUUUCUCAGUGGCGACUGGGUACCCCUGGGGCUUGUUCGGGCCUUGCGCUCUGCCACUGCUGCCCGAAUCGUAGCGCUGGGUGGGGCUACAGAGGCCACUGUCUGGUCCAACUUCUUCGAUGUGGUUGAAGUGGAUCCCAAGUGGCGCUCCGUGCCCUACGGCAGUCCUAUCUGGAAUCACCAGUAUUACGUCUUGGACGAGAGUGGCCGUUUCGCGACUGUAGCUUUGCCGGGCAUGGCCGGGCAGCUGUACAUCGCAGGCGAAGGCGUGGCCUUGGGAUACAUCGGCCAGCCGCAGCUCACAGCGGAAAGCUUUCGGGAUGGAUCUCUUCAGUUUGGUGGGGCCUUUCAGACGUCCAGGGCCUACCGGACUGGUGACUUGGUGCGCUUUGUGCCCCGGAGCUUCGGCGGCCUCGACACCGAGCUGGUCGCCUCGGAGCUGGUGUUGGAGUUCCUUGGUCGGGCAGACUUUCAAGUGAAGCUGCGGGGUCACCGGGUGGAGCUGGGCGAGAUUGAGCAGGCUUGCUGCCAAGCCAAGCUGGCCACGGGACCCGUGGCUGCAGCCGUCGUCCUGGCGGUUUCCCAGAGGCUGGUGGCUUUCGUUGUGCCCCAGUCUGUCGACUCAGUCACCUUGCGCGAAAGCCUCAUACAACACCUGCCAUCCUACAUGGUGCCUGAUACGAUUGUCACUCGUUCACAGAUGCCGCUGACAUCUAGCGGCAAGAUAGAUCGCGACCUCCUGGCGAAAUCCUUGAAAGUCGCUGCUCCAAGAAGACAGCACGCUGAUCGUCGCCAACCUGCCACAGAAGUGGAGCGACAUGUUCUGGUCUGCUUCAAAGAAGCUCUGGGAAUGCCAAGCUCGGCUGACCUGGGUGUAGACGACGACUUUUUUGAGCUCGGCGGCCAGUCGAUGGCCGCGAUGCGCCUGCAGGGGCGGCUGCAGCAGCUGUCUCUGCAGGAUAUCUUUACGCUUCGCACUGCGGAGAGGAUCGCAGAGAAAGUCGAUGGCGAGGGCGUUCCGAUAGUGUCAGAGGAUGCUUGUCAGCUGCAGGUGGAGGAUUCCAAAGGCUGCGAGGCUCCAGCAUCUUUCGGGCAAGAGCGCUUCUGGCUACUGGAACGCCUGCAGCCCGGGACCGGGACUUACGGGAUCCAGUUCGCGUACAGCUUGGAGGGCCCGGGCCUGAACAUCCAACGUCUGGCCCGGGCUUUGGAGCAGCUCACCCGCCGCCACACGCCCCUGCGGACGGUGCUCCUCGAGGAUGCCCAAAGAGGCCUCUUGCAAAGGAUUCGCCCUCCGACCGACCUGGCCGCGGAACACUUGGAAAAGCCAGGGCAGUUGGCUCCCUGGCUCUGGCUGCACGACCUUCGUCAAUCCGUCGAUGCUGACAAAGAGAUGCAGGGUCUGCUUGCGGCCGAUAUCUGUCAGGGCUUCGACCUGUCACAUGGCCCUUUGCGGAUUCACCUCUUGCGACUGUCGCCCGAUCCAAAUCGCUCGAGCAUCAAGCUCUUGCUCUUCGUCCACGUGCACCAUUUAGCCUUCGAUGGGGCCUCUCUGCGGUGCUUCGAAGGGGAUCUGUGGUCUCUCUACCAGGGGCCGCUGACAAAGUUGCCGGUGAGCUUUGCUGAUGCGGUCUCUCGCCGGCAAGCAGAACACCAAGUGCGGAUAAAGCACAGCAUGGCCUACUGGCUGGAGGAGCUGCAGGGCUGCUCCUGCGAAUUGAAGCUGCCCACGGAUCGCCCGCCUGCCGCCGGCGCAUUGUCCGAACCUGCUGGGCAGUGUGUGUCGAUGGUACCCGGCACGGUGGCCACGGCCGUCCGCCAGCUUGCAGCUGAGACGAAGACAACUGAGUUCGCGGUGCUGCUUGCGGCCUACUUCGUCCUGCUUUCGAGGUACUGUGGACAGGAAGACCUUCUCAUAGGGGUGCCUGUGUCUACGAGGCAAAGAGGAGAAGAAGCCUUGGUUGGAGACUUCGUCAACACCACAGCGAUACGCCUGAACUUGACCACUCUGGAGGGUGCUUCUUCUGUUGGCGGUCCGGCUUUCCAGACGGUGCUCGCAGAGGUUCAGUCCAAGCUGGUAAGGGCGUUGGAACACUGCCAGGUUCCCUGGCAGGUGCUGGUACAGGAGCUGCGGAGCAACAGCGACUUGCCCGAGUACAUCUCUCCGGUCGUCCAGACAAUGUUCGACUACAACUCUGCCGGGGAUUUUGGUCACGCACGGGAGGUCGAGGCCGCGCCCGGGGUGAUCUCGAGACCCUGGCCGCUGGGCGCGAGGAUCCCGCGCAAGCCGCCUCCAGCAAAGUUCGAGCUGAGCCUGGAUCUGUUCGCAACUCGCCAACAGGGCUACCGAGGUCUGUGGGAGUUUCGACUGAGCCUCUUCGAUGCUGCGACCAUUCGGCGGCUGGCAAGCCACUGGACUAGGCUGCUGCGGUCCCUGCGGUCCCCGCGUCUCUCUCCAGUUCGGGAGCUGACCUUCGAGCCCUUCUCAGAGAGGUCCCUUCACUACCACGACUUCUGCAUCUCCAGAUCUCCGGCUCUGCCGAGCCUCUGCGUCCAGGAUCUGAUCAUGCAGCAGGCUAUGCGCACUCCUUGGAGCACGGCCAUUAUCGUCAAGGAGAAGACGGAGGCCAUGCCGCGAUGGCGCCACAUCUGCUUCUGCGAGCUGCGGCGAGCGGCCUUGUCAGUGGCGUCUGCGCUACGCAAGGGUUUCCGCCCGGCAGACGUCCGAAUGGGUGCACGAGUUGGUUUGCUUCUGGGCAAGGGUGCAGAGUUCGUGCCGGUGCUGUUGGGCACCCUGAUCCUGGGCUGCUCCUAUGUCCCGCUGUCGGUGGAGCUUCCGGCCGAGCGCUUGCGCUUCCUGGCCGCAGACGCGGCUCUCAGCCUGGUCCUCGCGUGCCCGCGAGAGCUGCAGAAGCAGGCGGAGCUUUGUGGAGUGCCGGUCCUCCCUCUCUCAGCAGAGGAGGUUUUCUGGGAUGGAGCGCCGGGAGAUCCCACCGAAGAGAUUCAAAGGCGAUGUGCGCCAUCUUCUGAAAUGUACGUGCUCUACACAUCCGGCAGCACCGGCCGACCAAAAGGAGUCUCCGUCUCACAUCAAGCAGUGCUCAGCCACAUCCUCUGUUGUUGCGACAAAUUCGAGCUGCAGCCCUUCGACCGCGCCUUGCAAUCGAUUGCUUUUGCUUUCGAUUUUGCCGUGAGCCAGCUGUAUCCAAACCUGGUUAUGGGCGGGUCACUUUGUGUUCCACCAGAAGCAACUUGCAAAGAUCCAGCUGCGCUGAUGCGAGCCUCGCACGAGGCGGUGUCCACGAGCCUCGACAUGGUUCCGACGCUAUUCUCCUUGGUGCUGGAGACUCGUCGACGCUUGCCUGCUGUGCGACGCGUCAACCUGGGUGGCGAGGCUGUCAGUGACAGGCUUUUGCAUCAAUCUCUGAAGACUUUUGCAAAUGCGCGGGUUCUCAUCACAUACGGCCCGACCGAAGCUGCUGUCGACUGCACGACAUGGCGCGAAGACAAGGAGAGGCUCUGUGAAGUUCCCAGCGCCGCCCUCGGCUGGCCAGAUACUUUCCGGGCCGUGGAGGUGUGUGCGCCGAGCGGUGCUGCUGUGCCAUUGGGCUGCCCUGGUGAGCUCCGAAUCUUUGGUCCUGGGCUUGCAAAGGGCUAUGUGACGGCAGAGGAGACCUCCAAAGCUUUCGUGAGCUCGCAUCGUGCUUCGGGCGUUCAGUACUGCACCGGCGACGCAGUGCGAUGGGGCUUGAUCUCCGGCCUGGAGUUUCUCGGACGAUUGGAUGCACAGGUGAAGGUUCGUGGACAUCGUGUGGAACUGGAAGAGGUCGAGUCGGUGCUGAGGAAGUGCCCAGGCAUCGCGGAGGCAGCCGUCUGUGCGACGACAUCUCCUGGGCUAGCCGAGGCCAGACUUGUGGCUUUCGUGAGCCCUCAGACGGGCGCCUCUGCGAGUCCUACCGAGCUUCCACAGAGCUUUGCAGCCAAGAUGCUGCCCGAUCACAUGGUGCCACACCAUGUGUUCUCGCGCGGCCUCGAGGACUGGCCGCGAAGCCCCACGGGCAAGUUGGACCGCCCUCGCCUGGCUCGUCAGGCUGAGGAGCUUCUUGCCCAGGCUCAGCAGGGCUCGGAUGAGGUCCAGGAGCUCCCGCAAGACCUUCGAACCGCUCCUGCGCAGCAUUUCGUAAAGCUGCUCCAGAAGAUCCUUCGACUUCAAAAGCUUGCACUGGAAAAGCCCUUCACACGCUUGGGCGGCGACUCCAUUUCUGCUAUCCGUGUAUCAGCAGGGCUCAGAGAGCAGGGCUACAAGCUGGCGCCCGCAAGCCUGCUGACCGCCACUUCCGUGGCAGCGGUUGCAAGGAGCAUUGAAGGAUGCACCAUGGGACGUGGUGAUGCUUCGUCCUCGAAACUCGAGGGCGAUGUAGAAAUGAGCUCGAUGCAGACUCGAUUCUUCGCUUUGGGUCUACACAGUCCACAUCACUACAACCAGUCCCUCAUGCUCGUUCCAAGCUCCGAAGCAGCGCAGUUGGAUGCCGGCUGCUUCCAUCGAUGCUUGGUGCGCCUCGCGGAGCACCACGACAUGCUGCGGGCCAGUUUCCCGAAUCUGGCUUCUCAGCGGGUUCGGCCAUGUAGGGAGGCUGAAGCGGCCGUCUCCGCGACAAUCAGAAGAGCAAGGCCAGACGAGUUCGGAGACGUUUGCAGCUGCUUGCAACAAUCGCUGGAUUUGAAGAAGGGCCCGAUGAUGGCUGGGGCCCUUGUGCAUCUGAGCAGGGAUGCGGCCACAGAGCAUGAAGCAUCCGCGACGAGACUCCUCCUCGUCAUCCACCACCUGGUUGUGGACCUGGUGUCCUGGCAGGUUCUCAUUGCAGACCUGGAGAAGAUUCUACUUCAUGAGCUUGGCAUGGUCCAAGAGAUGCAGCUGUCCGUGGUGCAGCGAUCCUUCGAUGAGUAUGUUCGGCUGCCACGCAUGCCGGAGGCCAGUCCCGACCAAGCUCCGGAAAUCCCCGCAGCGACAACCUGCAACCCCGCCGAGCUUUCAAAGACUGCGGUGGUGGACUGGGUCGCUGCUGUUGCGAAGGGCUCUCCGGAUCUUCUUGUUACAAACACCUGGGCCAGAGCCAGACGUCAGGUACAGAGACUGGAUUGCACACAAACGUCGCUGCUGCUCUCAUGUGGGGAGCUGCGGCCUUCGGAGCUGCUCCUGGCUGCCUUGGCCAAGGCCUUCGCGGGAAUAGCUGGUGGAGAACUUCCGCUGUGGGUAGACGUGGAGGGACACGGUCGUGGCGCAGAGCAUGCGGACUUCGCGAACACAGUCGGCUGGUUCACAGAACUGAAGCCGCUCUGCCUGGAGGUGUCCGAGUCGAUGCCGGAAGCGCUCCUUGAAAACAUCGAACGAUGUAGAAGCACUUCCGCAGCUCGCGGCCACAACGUACAGCCCACGAUUUCCUUCAACUACCAUGGUCAGGCAAGCAGCUGCCAGGGCGACUCGCAGCUUUUCAGCGUGGCUCCAGAGUGGAGGACCUUGUCAAAGCUGGACGUGGCACUGGAAAACCUUCGCGAGUACUUCCUGGAGAUUGAGGCCAUGCUAGUGGCCGGUGAGAACGGGACAUCGUUGGAGCUUGAAUGGAUAUAUCAUCCCGACUUUGAUACUGAGCUAGUGGGCCGUUUUUUCGACCAGUUCGUGCGCCAAAUUCCAGAGAUUUGUGAGUGUGCAACGAAGCUUGCCUCUGGAAGGAGACCGCCCUUGCCCAGCGACUUUCCCUCCCUUGGCGUCCUACCUGUGGCGGCGCUAAGUGAGUGGCUCAACGCUCUUGGGGACAGGAUCUUUGAGGACGUCGAGAACGUGUAUCCCUGCACGCCUCUACAAGAAGGGAUGAUGGCAGAAACCCUUUUGGAUCCACGUGCGAAUGUGGAACAGCUUCCUUUACUGCUUCGUGGAGUGGAUGCUGCUGCCUGGAAGAGGGCUUGGCAGACAACCGUGGGCCGGCACGAGGCACUGCGGGCGACGAUCGCUGCGGCUCCAGAGCCCUCUCAGGAGGGUCCUCGCUUUUGGCAGGUCGCCUUCAAGGCCAACUCCGCAGCUGCCUCGGUGCAUUGGCAGGAGGGUGUUUGGGACCUGUGUGUGGAGAUGGAGAGGUCCGGCAAGGAUCCACAGGCGCUGCCCCCUCUAAGUCCUGACGAGGUCGGGCGGUUGGGGCGCUUUCUGCGUGAUUUCCUGCGAAACGACGCAGCGGCAGGGUUCACGAGUGGCGGACCUCUUCUGCGCUUCGCACUGUUCGAGGUUCGACGCGGCAAGCAGCAGAUUGAGGAUGGCAUCUUCGUUUUCGUCCGCACGGAGCACCAUGCCAUCUCUGAUGGCUGGUCAAAUCCGUUGCUGCUCCAAGAUGCCCUGCAUUUCUACGAAGGAGGCACUCGGCUGGCGCCGGCCGCGUCCUUGGCCUCCUUUGCCGCCUUCGUCCAACUGCGAAGCCAGGGAACGCGACGAGAAGAGAUGCGACGUUUCUGGCGUCAGCAUCUUUGUGAGACAGGUAAGUCUAGUUUCUUGAGUACGCCGACAGAGCUGCCUGCAGUUCCGGCCCCGGCCCACCGCGACUUGCAGGAGUCUUUCAAACUACAGCUGCGCCGACAGCUUCACGGCUGGUCGAAGCAUUCGGUCCAGGCUUUCUCCGAAGAAGGUGCUACUUCCGCCGCGGUGCUUCACAGUGCAUGGGCACUUUUACUGGCACAUCGCCAAAUGGGCGACGUCUUUGGGGCCGUGCUGUCCGGACGCCAGGCUGCUGUCUCGGGCGUGGAAGGGAUGGUGGGGCUCCUGAUCUCGACGGUCCCUUUGCGCGCUCGCAUUCCUAUCGCCUCGAGCUGCAAAGAUUUCGUGUUGGAGCUUCAGCAGCUGCUCUUGGAUGUGACUGAGCACCAGUACUGCAACCUUGCCCACAUUCGGGAAUGGUGCGAGUUACCUGGCUCAGCCCGAGAUCUCUUCCAGACCACACUGGUUUACGAGAACUUCCCGAUGGAGGGAGGUGGCCUGUCUUGGCUGGAGGCUCUGCAUCCGUUCGAUGAAUCCAUUCCGAUCACUGGGGCGACGUUGCCCAUGGUCGCCAUGCUCAUGCCGGCAGCAGGCGACGAGAUGCAACUCACACUGCGCUUCGAUGCUAGCCUGUACACGAUGUCGGUGGCCGCGGAGUGGGCGGCGGAGUUUGACAUGAUACUGAAGUGCAUCCUUGAGAGGCCCCGCAUGACAUGCGGUGAGCUCCUGGCAAUGCUUCCGAUCCUCAAGUCUGCAGGUUAUGCAGACCCGUCUUUCCGACCUUCGCCUCAGCAAGAUGCUUGGAUCUCUGCCUGGGCACCCCUCUUGGCAUCACAGGCAGCAGUGUCGAGUUUACCCCACUGUUUGAAACCGGCGCGCGAGGCCUUGCACUCGCUUGCUGCAAAGCUCCAGUCGGACAAGUGCGAGCAAAGCUUCUCCUGUCUGCGAGCUUGGGCGAAUUCGCUGGGCCGACGGCUUUGUCAUCUCGCUCAAUGCCCAGCAGUUUCAGUUCUGGCCUUUCCGCCCUCGGCCGAUGCGCCCCCGGUGCCCAUCCACGUCAACUUCAAAGGCCUCGACACUGUGUCUCUGGAGAAUCCCCGGCCACCACCUGGAGUGCUGAGAGAACUGGCGGAGAGGCUGGCCAGCAGGACCGCCUCCACCGAAGCGGAAGUACCAGGAGGACUCUUGUGGGCUGCAGUCGGAUGCGAGGAUGUGCUGGAGCGGCUCGCAGCCUUGCAGCUGGAGCCCUGCUGCUGCAUUGUCCUCUCCGGUGCCGAGGCGGAGUUGCGCUGUCGCCCGGGGCUGGGCAUAGCAGAGCUGCUCAGAGACCUGGAGGAAGGCCUGGACGAGCAUGUGCUGCCUCCUGCAAUGCGCCAGCUUCUUGUGGAGGACUUCAAUGCCACGGAACAUGAAUACAAGCCAGACCUCGUUCAUAGACGAUUCCUUCAUCGUGCGAAGUCAGUGCCUGCUGGUCACUCUGCCUUGGUGUCCCACGGUCCUGCGGGCGAUGUCAAUGCCACUAGCUACCAGGAGCUCGCAGAGAAGGCGGUGCAGGCUGCACGUUGGCUGCUGGAGCGCAAGAUUUCGGGCCCCGUUGCUGUUUGGAUGCCGCGCAGCGAGACGGUUGUGGUGUCCGCUCUCGCGAUUCUCUUGGUCGGGGGAGUGUAUGUCCCUUGCGAUGAUCGCUUGCCGUGGCCACGUGUUCAGCAUAUGGUGGAAGAUGCAGGGGUGAUUCUGAUUCUGGCAGGACCGCAGCAGCUGCAGCUGAUCCCAUCCUCAAUGCCCGCCGUUGAUGGAUCCCUUCUGUCGGAGCCGACUGAGCAGAACGCGCGCGAAGAAAUGCUCCCUUCGUCCAUCGACUGCGACGAGCUUGCGUACGUGAUCUUCACAUCGGGGUCGACAGGAAAACCGAAAGGAGUCGCCGUGAGUCACCGCUCCAUCGUGCAUCUCAUCGACUGGGUGAACAGCACCUUCAAUGUCACGCAGAUGGACGCUUUGCUCUUCACCACCUCCAUAGGAUUCGACCUCUCGUGCUACGACAUCUUCGGGUCUUUGUCAGCGGGAAGCACGAUUCACUUUUGGAAGGGUUCCGCAGCAUCUCCUGACCAGCUAUUCGAAGUCGUGGUUUCAGAGAAGAUCAGCUUCUGGGACUCCGCUCCGCAGGUCCUCCAGCAACUGGAGCCCAGGCUCGCAGAGGCCGAGGCAAAGGCCCCGCCGUUGAGGGAUCUGCGCCUGGUCUUUCUCAGUGGAGACUGGGUGCCCAUCUCCUUGGUCCAGACCCUGCACCGGGCCGGAGCAUCCCAGGUGGUUGCGCUGGGGGGUGCCACAGAAGUUACGGUUUGGUCCAACUACUUCGAAGUACCACUGAUAGAUGCGGACUGGCCUUCCAUUCCCUACGGCCGGCCCAUCUGGAACCAUCAGUAUUAUUGCCUGGGGCAAUCCGGGCCCCUUCAUGUCGGGACGACGGGUGAGCUCUAUAUUGGCGGUGUUGGAGUGGCCCAGGGCUACAUAGGCCGGCCCGACUUGACUGCAGAGCGCUUCUUGACGAAUUCCUUUCAUUCUGGGCGGAUGUAUCGGACUGGCGAUAUGGUCCGUUUCAUGCCCCUGAAGCCCUGGGGAGACCCGUCCCGGCUUCAGCACUUUACUACCAAAGACGUUGUCUUGGAGUUCCUCGGCCGUAUCGACUCGCAGGUGAAAGUCCGCGGCUACCGUGUGGAAUUGGCAGAGGUCGAGCUCGCUUUCUUGAAGCAGCCAGGUAUCGAGGCCACAAGUGUCUUGGCCUUGCCAUCCGGUGAGAACGCGGCUGGUUGGAAGACGCUGGUUGCCUUCGUCGUGGCGGAGGAAGAGGUGGCCGAGGCAGCCCGCCGCAGAACCGGCCAAGUUUUGCCCGCUUACAUGGUCCCCGACGUGUGCGUCUGCCUCGACGCGCUGCCUUUGAGCCACAGCGGCAAGCCGGACAAGUCCAAGCUCCGAUCGCUCUGGGAAGCCCGAAGCCGCCGGAGCACCGACGGAGUCCGCCAGGAGGAGGAGGGCAGCGACUGGGAGCGAGAGGUGGCGCAAGUCUUCCAGGAGGUCCUUGGCCACGCCGCGCCUGUUGGAAUCCACGAAGACUUCUUCCAUCUCGGAGGCCACUCCCUGUCGGCCAUGAAGCUGCAGGCAGCGCUGAACAAGUUGAAGUCCAAAGAGGCGGAGGUCACCUUGGCUGACGUCCUCCGCGCCCGCACCCCCAAGCUCCUCGCCCAAAUGCUCCUCGAUGCCGAAGCGAAGCUGAAGCAACGACAACAGGUUUCGGCGCCGCCACAGCUGCAGCCAGUCAGGAGCAAUCAGCCUCUUGCCUCCUUCGCGCAGGAGAGGCUGUGGUUAGUCGACCAACUCUUCCCUGGGAGUGCUGCCUACAACGUUCCUUUUGCCCUCCGCCUUUCAGCCCAGCGCACAUCUCUCACCCUCGCUGGCCUACUUGCGGGCUUGGAGGCCCUGGUCCGAAAUCACUGCGUGCUGCGCACAGCGCUCGUUCAAGGCGCCGGACAGAGUACGACAUCGCUGGUUCAGAAGAUCAACGACAUGGUGUCUAUUCACUUGCCUGAUCCAUUGUCAGCUCCAGCUUGCUUGUGCAGCUGGCUUUGGUUCCAUCCGCCUUCUAGCGACAUCUGGUCAGAAGCUGCCGAGGGAGCUGCAGAGCUCAUGCGUCUCGAUGCCAGUCAAGGUUUUCAGCUUGAUCACUGCCUCCUCCGAGUCCGUGUCUUCUGCAUGCCAGAGGAAGGCAAGUCCAGCUUCUUACUGUAUUUCAAUGUGCAUCACGCGGCCUUUGAUGCCCGGUCUCAGGCUUUGCUUGAGAAGGAGUUGCUCGAGCUUCUCACCUCCGACACACCCUGCCCUGCACCAUCACUGCAGUACUCAGACUAUGCUGCGUGGCAGCGGGCUUUCUUGGCUGCCGGAGAGGAGCGGCGCUGCCUCGACAUUUGGGCCUCGGAGCUCGCAGGUGUUGGCCUCAGCCUUCGCCUGCCCUCUGAUGCCCCGCUGCCUCGGAACGGCGAAGGCGGAGCUGGCGAGCUGGUCUCGGCGUGGCCGGCCGAGAGCGUCGCCGCCCUGCGCAAGGCCGCGGCGCAACUGGGAGCCUCCGAGAUGGCCCUGCUGCUCUCGCUGUUUGGACUUGCGCUCGGAUGCCGCUGUGGCCAGGAGGAGCUGCUGGUGGGGAUCCCGGAAUCUGGUCGAAGCAAGACUCCUGAGCUGCAGAAGAUCCUGGGCUUUUUCGUGAACACGCUGCCGAUCCGCUUGCAGCUCUUUGGAGAGGCCUGCGGGGCCGAUCGAGGCUACAGCUUCGGCCAGCUCGUGCAGAGGACUCAGGGCCGCCUGCUCACGGCCCUGGAUGCAGCUGCCCUUCCCUUUCAAAGACUCGUUGCAGAGCUGCGAAAGACGCGGGGAGAGGAGAUGGAUGUCCAGAGCAAGCGGAAUCCCAUCGUCCAAGCCUUCUUCCAGCAUGUGAUUCCAGGUCAGUUUGCAGACGACUCAUUGCGGGAGCUGGCGGGUCGGAAGGGCCUGCAGGUCGAAGACUUUGACUUCGGCCGGACUAAGACGACAGCCAAAUUCGAAGUCAGUCUUCAGACAUCAGCUUUGGCCAACGGCUGCAGUGUUCGAUGGGAGUUCAUGAGGGAAGUUCUGUCAAGAACUAGCAUUGAGAUCCUGGAUCGCCACUUGUAUGCCAUGACGCAACGCUUGGCAGCAGCCGAAUCGCCAGACAAAAUGCUCACAGCUGAGCUUGGCCUGGCUCCACAUGAUGAGCGACAAGCCCUGCACUGCUGGGCCUCAAGCCAGGCACUGCCCCUCCCGGACCUGCGUGUGGAGGGGCUAUUUCUGCAGCAAGCCAUGCGCACUCCAAAGCAGAGGGCUCUUUCAACGGACGGGGUCAGCUUGUCCUAUGAAGAAUUGGCAAGGGCGGUUCGCGGAUUGGCAAGAUCGUUGAGCACAGCUCUGAAAGAGGCUCCCGGCCACGACCCGACUCAUCAGACCGUCGUGGCCGUGUUUGCCAAUCGAUGUCAGGAACUCCCGAUUGCUCUGCUGGCCGUGUUGUUGGCGGGGGCUUCAUUUCUUCCUUUGGCACCGGAAAAUCCCUUGGAACGGCUUUGUUUCAUGGUGUCCCAGGCCAAGGCCGCGGCACUUCUUAGCACAAGGUCUCUUGCCGAGGCCGGGCUGAGGAUCGUGAGCCAGACCGACCGCCGGAUUCAGUUCCUCGAAGUUCCGGUCGUUGAGGACAUCGACCAAACGGAGGAAGUUCCCAUUUCACGUUCUGCAAAGUCAGCGACGGCUUAUGUGCUCUUCACUUCGGGUUCGACUGGCAAGCCGAAGGGUGUCUUGCUUUCUCAUCGGGCACUUCUCUCGCACCUCUUGCCCUACAUUCGCACUCUAGGUCUGAAGGGGUCAGAUCAAGUGCUGCUGACUAGCUCCUUCUCUUUUGAUAUGGCCUACUCGCAGAUAUUUGGUGCAUUGCUCAGCGGAGCAACGUUGAUGCUGACGAAGGAGAACCCCAUGAUGGAUCCGUCCGAACUCUGGGGAAUCAUGAAAAGCAAGACUGUGACGUUCACAACAGUCGUGCCAUCUGUCCUGUCAGCCAUGGUCCACCUCACAACGGAGCCUUUGGCACUCCCAAGUCUUAGACAUUUGGGCUGCGGUGGUGAAGCUCUGGCAUCUGCUGCGAAGGAAUACUACAGCCGCGCCCCGACAUCCCGGGUGCUACUGCACAAUCGCUACGGCCCAACCGAGUGUGCCAUCAAUGCUUUACUCUUUGGGCCCAGCCCUUUACAAGACAUCGCGGGGGAAGAUGUGCCGAUCGGCUGGGCCUCCUCCCACCGGCACGUACAUCUGAAGACCGAAGGAGAAGCCGAGCAAGACCUGUUGAUGCUCGGGUUGGGUGGAGAACUCUUGCUGGCAGGUCCGGGCCUGGCACAGGGAUAUGUUGCGACACAGCUCACAGAUCAAGCUUUCAGGGAGUCUUCUCGAGGUGCUGGGAAAAGCUACCACACCGGAGAUCUAGUGGUGUACCGUGAGCACUCCAAAGACGGCCUUCGCGGCUGCCUCCGGUUCUGUGGCCGAAAGGACUUGCAGGUGAAACUGCGGGGUCAGCGCGUGGAGCUGGCAGAGAUCGAGCGUGUACUUUGUCGACACCCUUCUGUGGAAGCCUCUGCUGUGCUCGUGGUGCCGGCAGGGUCCGGAGGCCUCGCACAGAGCCACGAGAGCUGCAUCCUUGUGGCGGUGGUGUCUGCGGAGAAGGAGAAAUCCUCAAAGCUUCUGCCGGAGCUGCUGGAGAUCUGUCGCACGAGUUUGCCUGGUUCCAUGGUGCCUCAGCGGAUUCUUUUCUGGCAGACCGCUGCAUGGUCGCGCACGACUUCUGGCAAAGUAGACCGCCGUACCCUCGCUGCUUCGGUAGCUGCAGAGCUGAGAAAGGAGCGGGAAACCGGAGAGGACAAGGUUCCCGCUUCGCAUGGGCAAGAAGAGGACCUACUAGCCAUACUCAGGGAGGUCACUGGCAGGGCGCCGAGUUCACCUUGGCAGCCCCUGGAAAACUUGGGCUUAACGUCCCUCUCAGCUGUAAGGGUGGCCUCCAUGGCACUUGACCGGCAGAUCCAAGUUUCCGUUCGCCAGAUGCUGUCGCCAGGGGCUUCCAUUGCUCGGCUUCUCGAGGAGUCUGCGCGCCUGAAAGUGGAAUCUUCCCACGCUGCAAUCCAGCAAGUGGUGGCCCUCCUCAUGGGCAGUGAGUCAAUCUGUUGGAAGCCCUUGGCGCAGUCGGAUGGUCCGGUGUGCGAGGUGUUGCUUUGCCCUGGGGAUGGAGGUGCUGGGAUCGAUGGCUACCGUCCCCUGGCCCAGUCGCUGCUGGAGGGUGCGACAGCGGCAGUAAGUGCAGCGGACGGCUUGCUCAGCGCAGAUUCUCAGCAUGCCGAGAGCUUGGACGAUCUGGCAGAAGUCUUGCGGCAGAGGUGCACCAGCGAAGACAGGGACCUGAUUCUGUUGGGCCACUCCUGGGGUGCAACGCUGGCGCUGGUGCUGGCGCGUGGCCUCGUGGCUGCCGGAAGGGCCGUGAAGGCUGUUUGGCUGUUGGACCCCUCCGCAGAGCACCUGGCACCGGACUUGCCGACUCAUCCCGUUGCAGAGGAAGCUUUGAGCGACCUCCUGGCGAUGAUGCUGCGCUUGGUGUCUCAGGGCACUGCGGCAGCGUGGGGAGCUGCAAGACAAGUGCUGCAGGACGCGUACCAUGCUGCCAGCAUGCGCAACAUGACCGAUGUGGAGGAGGCUCUGGGUGGCAGUUGGCUGUGCGUGCAGCGUGCCACCACACGCAGGUCUCGCAACCUGGGCUUGCAGCCACUCUCUUUGGGUCCUCUGCCCGUGCCUAUCCAUGUGAUGCUGGCAAGAAGGGAAGGCGAGAGCAGCGCGGAUGGCAUGCGACGGCGUGAAGAAGUCGAGGAUCGACUUGGGCAAAUAUCCGCAGAAGUUUCGGUUGCGUGGGCGUGCGGCAGUCACCAUUCAAUGAUUGAGCCUGCCAAUUGCGCUUCUUUGGUGACUGGCCUGCUUCAGUCCACAGACUUCCUGUGUGGGACUUGA
Symbiodinium sp. CCMP2456 is the source of this 15504-nucleotide messenger RNA. The record is from the annotation of a GenBank genome assembly. NCBI's taxonomy places the organism in Eukaryota, Dinophyceae, Suessiales, Symbiodiniaceae.